Molecule: messenger RNA, 1574 nt
Organism: Dunckerocampus dactyliophorus (ringed pipefish)
Lineage: Eukaryota; Metazoa; Chordata; Actinopteri; Syngnathiformes; Syngnathidae
Product: girdin-like
Exons: 8
Coding region: 57-1574 (505 amino acids)
Source: RefSeq, a predicted model, not a curated record
AACGUCUCAAAGUUUUCCUGAGUGUCACCUCCGAACGAAAACCAAUUACUUGAAAAAUGGAUGCAAUGGAAGUGGACGACGGCCCAUACUUAAGUAAGAACUUCACAACGGAUGGACUCGUCACUCAAGUGAAUUUUCAAAGAAGGAAGAAGUCGUGCAGAUGUGUGACUGUGUGUCUCAGCUUACUGUGUGCACUCCUGCUGGCCGGUAACGUUGGACAAUUUCUCCACUAUGAGCUAUUGCCCUACUACGCUUCGAAAGACCAUGCUAGCUCAGACCGUCUGACUCAAGAGAAUCUCCAGACUAAAAACAAAGUCAUUUCUGCACUAACUACAGAGAGAAACCAGCUUGAAAACAGGUUGAAUAACCUCACAAGGGAUAAAGACCAGUUGAAGACCAGCUAUGAUUCUCUGGUGAAGGACCGAGACAAACUCCUCAGCAGCAAAAAGGCUUUGACCGCGGAAAGAAACGACCAGUUACAGGCCGGUUACAACUCACUCGUUAAGGAGAAAGAGUUCCUUCAAAGAAGUAAAACCACUUUGACUGCUGAGAGAGAUGACUUCAAGUCCCGCUUCAACAAUCUGAAGAACGAGAGAGACCUCUUACAGCGCAAUUAUACUUCCUUGAAAAGUAACACCAACCAGUUACAGGGCAGCUAUGAUUCCCUGGUUAAAGAGAAAGAGCUCCUUCAAACCGGCAAAAGCGCUGCUGCUGCAGAAAGAGAUGACCUCAAGUCCCGCUUAAACAAUCUCAAAAACGAGAACGAUCGCUUACAACGCGAUUACUCUUCAUUGAGGAGGACCAAGGACCAGUUACAGUCCAGUUACACCUCCCUCGUUCAGGAGAAAAACCUCCUUCACACCGAUAAAACCACUUUGGCUGCUGAGAGAGAUGACUUCAGGUCCCGCUUCAACAAUCUCAAAAACGAGAACGACGGCUUACAAAGCCAUGUCUCUUCUCUGAGAAGUGAGAAAAAACAAUUACAAGCAAGUUAUGAUUCCCUGGUGAAGGAGAAGGAGCAGUUACAGUCCAGUUACAACUCUCUCGUUAAGGAGAAAGACCUCCUUCAAACCAGUAAAACCACCUUGGCUGCAGAGAGAGAUGACUUCAAGUCUCGCUUCAACCAACUUAAAAAUGACAGAGACCUGUUACAGCACAACUACACCUUGUUAGAGGCCGACAAGCAGCAACUGGAAAGAAAUUACACAGAUCAGUUGAAGACCAGUGAAGUUUUGUGUCAGAUCUGGCACAAGCUGCAGCAAAGUGAAUACAUACAAUUGCAAGCCAAUUACAACACGAUGCGGCUUGGAUACGAGGUGUUACAGAGCAAUCAGAGCAGCCUGCUGAAAGAACGGCAUGAGUUGCAGAAGAACAUUGACAAGAUGACUUCCAAACUAAACGGCAUGGUUUGUCAGGACAGCUGGAAGAAGUUUGGCACCAGCUGCUACUACGUCUCAACAACAAAGAAGAAAUGGAAGGAAGGCAGACAAGAAUGCAUCCGCAAGGGAGGAGACCUGGUUGUCUUAAACAGCAGGGAAGAACAGUCACAAUACAAAGUUCUCCAGCAUAAGUAA